Molecule: messenger RNA, 5200 nt
Organism: Humulus lupulus (European hop)
Lineage: Eukaryota; Viridiplantae; Streptophyta; Magnoliopsida; Rosales; Cannabaceae
Product: DNA (cytosine-5)-methyltransferase 1-like
Exons: 12
Coding region: 129-4808 (1559 amino acids)
Cellular component (GO): nucleus
Molecular function (GO): chromatin binding; DNA (cytosine-5-)-methyltransferase activity
Source: RefSeq, a predicted model, not a curated record
UGGUUUUCCAUCAAAUUAGACACUAUUAAAACCCCUUCUUCUCACUCUCUCACUCCAGUUCUAGGGUUUCCAUUCCCUUCUCUUUCUCUCCCCUCUCGUUUCAGUCAGUAUAGUGUAAUCUUGUCGAAAUGGGGUCUCUCCCCGAGUCCGCUCUCUCCAAUCAGACUGAAAAUCCAGCAUCGAAGAAGAAGAUGGGUAAAGCAAAUGCUACGGUGAAAGCUGAGCCUAAAGGGAAGAAGCGUGUUUCCCCUCGGAAUGCAAGUAGCGAAGAAGAGGCUUCUGGGCCUCGAAAGCUGCCCAAACGAGCAGCUGCUUGUACUGACUUCAAGGAGAAAUCUGUUCGCCUGUCCGAAAAGUCUCACCUUGUAGAGAACAAGAAGGAUCAGCUUGUCGACGAUGAGAUCCUGGCUUUGCGCCUUACUUGUGGAGAAGGUGGUGAUGAUGGUCGCCCCAACAGAAGGCUUACUGAGUUCAUUGUGCAUGAUGAAGAUGGUGUUUCGCGCCCUCUCGAGAUGUUGGAAGUCGAUGACAUGUUUAUCUCUGGCGUUAUGUUGCCCUUGGAAGAAAUUUCUGACAAGGGUAAGCUAGGAGGAGGCAUAAGAUGUGAAGGUUUUGGGCGAAUAGAAUCGUGGGACAUCUCUGGUUACGAAGAUGGACAACCAGUUGUAUGGCUUUCGACUGAGGCUGCUGAUUAUCACUGUGUUAAACCUGCUGCUACUUACAAGAAAUUUUAUCUCCAUUUCUUUGAGAAGGCUCGUGUAUGUGUCGAGGUCUACAAACAAGUUUCUAAAUCUUUUGGAGGGAGCUUUGAUUGCAGUCUUGAUGAGUUACUAGCUGGUGUUUUUCGUUCAAUGAAUGCCAGCAAGUGCUUUUCAGGUAACUUACCUAUAAGAGACUUUGUUGUUUCACAGGGUGAGUUUAUAUAUAAACAGUUGAUAGGCUUGGAUGAAACAUCCAAGAAUGGUCAUCUGUUUGCCAAUGUGCCUGUUCUUGCCACUCUAAGAGAUGAGUGUAAAAAGCGUCAAAAUUUCAUGGAACCAAAAAACAUCCCUUCAAGUGGGACAUUAAAGAUCAAUUCAGAAAGUGGAGAUGCUAAAACCAAACCAAAUGCAUCUGGUUCACCCGUUUGUGCUGAAGAGGAAGAUGAGGAUGUGAAACUAGCAAAGUUAUUGCAAGAAGAAGAGUACUGGCAGUCAAUGAAGCAGAAAAAGGGCCGGGGUUUGGCCCCAGGGUCAAGCAAGUACUACGUUAAAAUUAAUGAAGACGAAAUUGCAAAUGACUAUCCUCUACCUGCUUUUUACAAGAACUCCGCUGAAGAAACUGAUGAGUUCAUAGUUUUUGAUAGUGACUUGGAUAUGUGCUAUCCUGAUGAGCUUCCUCGAAGCAUGCUUCAUAAUUGGUCUCUCUACAAUUCAGACUUGAGAUUGGUUUCGCUAGAGCUUCUUCCUAUGAAACCUUGUUCAGAUAUUGAUGUUACAAUCUAUGGAUCUGGUGUAAUGACUGCUGAUGAUGGAAGUGGAUUUUGCCUUGAUAAUGAUUUAGAACAGUCUUCUUCAAAGAGCACAGAAGCGCAAACUGUUGAUGGUAUGCCAAUCUAUUUGAGUGCUAUAAAAGAGUGGAUGAUUGAAUUUGGUUCGUCAAUGGUUUUCAUUUCAAUCCGAACAGAUAUGGCAUGGUACAGACUUGGCAAGCCAUCAAAGCAAUAUGCACCUUGGUAUGAAACUGUUCUAAAGACAGCGAAGCUUGGGAUAAGUAUUAUUACUUUGUUGAAGGAACAAAGCCGAAUUUCACGUCUAUCUUUUUCUGAUGUCAUCAAGAGAGUAUCUGAAUUUAAAAAAGAUGACCGCGCUUAUGUUUCUUCUGAUGCAGCAGCUAUUGAGAGAUAUGUAGUGGUACAUGGGCAGAUUAUACUACAAUUGUUUGCAGAAUUUCCAGAUGAAAAGAUCAGAAAAUGUGCAUUUGUGAUGGGUCUUACAGAUAAAAUGGAGCAGAGGCACCAUACUAAAUGGUUAGUAAAAAAGAAGAAGGUUGUGCAGAAGAGUGAACUCAAUUUGAAUCCAAGAGCUGCCAUGGCACCUGUGACAUCUAAGAGGAAGGCUAUGCAAGCUACUACUACGAGGCUGAUCAACAGAAUCUGGGGGGAGUACUAUUCAAAUUACUCUCCAGAAGAAUCGAACAAAGAAGCUGAAGGUGAAAUAAAAGAAGAGGAUGAAGUUGAGGAGCAAGAAGAAAAUGAGGAAGAUGAUGCUGAAGAGGACUUCCUAGGGUUGGAGAAAGCAGAGAAACCUAGUCCAUUGUUGAGGAAAACUAAAUCAUGUUUUACUGAAAAGGAAGUAUCUUGGGAUGGAAAGUCUGUUGGUAAAACAACUUCUGGUGAAGCUCUUUAUCGGAGAGCAUUCCUUCGUGGAGAAACAAUCACUGUUGGGGGAGCUGUUUUGGUGGAAGUUGAAGACUCAGACGAACAACCAGAUAUAUAUUUGGUGGAAUAUAUGUUUGAAGCAUCAGAUGGAGGAAAAAUGCUUCAUGGAAGAGUGAUGCAACGAGGAUCUCAGACAGUUCUUGGAAACACUGCUAAUGAAAGAGAAGUAUUCCUGACAAAUGAAUGCAUAAAUGUGAGACUGGAGGAUUGUAAACAGAAUGUUGUUGUGGCUAUCAAAAUAAUGCCAUGGGGCCAUAAUCACCGGAAGGAUAAUGCAAAUGCCGACAGGGCUGAUAGAGCAAGAGCAGAGGAGAGGAAGAAGAAGGGUUUGCCAGUUGAAUAUUACUGUAAAAGCUUGUAUUGUCCCGAAAAAGGUGCCUUCUGUAGUCUUUCUCCUGAUACUAUUGGCCUGGGUUCUGGUAUCUGCCACUCUUGCAGAAUCAAUGAAGUUCAGAAAGAAAAGGAAGUUUAUAAAGUGAAUUCAUCUAAAAGUAGUUUUGUCUAUUAUGGAAUUGAGUAUUCUGUUUAUGAUUUUGUGUAUAUAAGCCCCCAUUCUUUCUCUGAGGAAAGAGUGGAGAGUGGAACUUUUAAAGGUGGGAGGAAUGUGGGUCUUAAAGCUUAUGUUGUGUGCCAAGUGUUGGAGAUUAUUACUAAGAAAGAAACCAAAGAAGCUCAAGUUAAAUCUACACAGGUGAAGGUGAGGAGAUUUUAUAGGCCAGAGGAUAUAUCAUCUCAGAAGGCAUAUGUUUCUGAUAUUCGGGAGGUUUAUUACAGCGAAGAAACACAUGUUAUGACUGUUGACAACAUUGAAGGGAAAUGUGAAGUCAGAAAGAAGAAUGAUGUUCUACUACUAUGUGAUGGUCUUGCCAUUUUUGAGCAUAUUUUCUUCUGUGAGCGUCUGUAUGAUCCUAAGAAAGGAUCACUCAAUCAGUUGCCAGCUCAGGUAAAACUAAGAUACUCAACUGUCAAGUACGGCAGUGAUGCUGUGUCUAGAAAGAAAAAGGGCAAGAGUAAAGAGGGAGAAAAUGAUUCAGAAAUUGAAAAACCUAUAGAAACAUCUCAGGAGAAGCGUUUGGCCACAUUAGACAUUUUUGCUGGUUGUGGCGGUUUGUCAGAAGGCUUACAUCAAUCUGGUGCUUCAUUAACUAAGUGGGCAAUUGAGUAUGAAGAACCAGCUGGAGAAGCAUUUAAACUCAACCACAAGGAGUCAUCGGUGUUUGUUAAUAACUGCAAUGUGAUUUUAAGGGCUGUAAUGGAGAAGUGUGGGGAUGCAGAUGAUUGCAUUUCGACCUCUGAAGCAGCUGAGUUAGCUGCAGCACUCAAUGAAAACAUAAUCAAUGAUUUGCCACUGCCAGGGCAAGUGGAUUUCAUUAAUGGAGGACCUCCAUGUCAGGGAUUUUCAGGAAUGAAUAGGUUCAACAAUAGUACUUGGAGUAAAGUUCAGUGUGAAAUGAUCUUGGCGUUCUUAUCAUUUGCAGAUUACUUUCGUCCCAAGUACUUCCUUUUAGAGAAUGUGAGAAACUUUGUAUCCUUCAACAAGGGUCAGACGUUUCGAUUGACUCUGGCUUCACUUCUUGAGAUGGGUUAUCAGGUGAGGUUUGGUAUUCUGGAAGCUGGAACUUUUGGGGUUUCUCAGUCACGAAAACGUGCAUUUAUUUGGGCAGCCUCCCCAGAAGAGGUUCUCCCAGAGUGGCCAGAGCCGAUGCAUGUUUUUGCUGCCCCAGAAUUGAAGAUUUCAUUAUCAGGAAAUCUACAAUAUGCUGCUGCUAGGAGCACUGCAAAUGGUGCUCCUUUUCGGGCAAUAACUGUGAGGGAUACUAUUGGUGAUCUUCCACCUGUAGGGAAUGGAGCCUCUAAGACCAAUUUAGAGUAUGAAGAUGAACCCAUCUCAUGGUUUCAAAAGAAAAUUAGAGGGAACAUGGCAGUUUUGACUGAUCACGUAUCGAAAGAAAUGAAUGAGCUGAAUCUUAUUCGAUGUAAGAAGAUUCCUAAGCGAGCUGGUGCAGAUUGGCAUGACCUUCCUGAUGAAAAGGUAAAACUGUCCACAGGACAAAUGGUUGAUUUAAUACCAUGGUGCCUGCCAAAUACUGCCAAGCGCCACAAUCAGUGGAAGGGCCUGUUUGGAAGGUUGGAUUGGGAAGGGAAUUUCCCAACUUCCAUUACGGAUCCUCAGCCAAUGGGUAAGGUUGGGAUGUGCUUUCACCCUGAGCAAGACAGAAUUCUGACAGUUCGAGAAUGUGCCAGAUCGCAAGGUUUCCCGGAUGGUUACCAAUUUUCUGGCAACAUUCUUCACAAGCACAGACAGAUAGGAAAUGCUGUACCUCCUCCUCUGGCAUAUGCAUUAGGUAGAAAACUCAAGGAAGCCUUGGCCAGCAAGAGAUCCAGCUAGAGAGUUACUUUCGUUAUUGUUCUGAAUAAGAAGUUGUGCAAGAUCAAGUAGGUGCGGAUUAUUUUUUCUCAAACCACAUAUUGGAGAAAAGGCGAAAUCAAAGCAUUUUCCGCCCAAUAUUCAUUUCAUGAGUUGGAGAAUUUUCUUUAUUGGCAUUGUUUGGUGACACAUUCUAGCUUCAUGUAACUCAUCAAAAAUGCAGUAGAAGUUAGAACACACCACAGAUCUAAGGCUAUGUUCACCACAUUAGAUCAUUUUAAUAUAUUUGUUAAUAAAAUAGGGAAACAUUAGCUUAUUCAAGAUGGGUGAUUUAUAUGUGAAAUGCUUGUGGCUAGCAUUUGUAGUAUGUAAUUGGAUGAUUUUAUACACCGAGCCAUUUUUUAAAAGUUUAA